CCAAACGUAGAUUUUGCUAGAAUCCGCGCAACAUGGCUGGCGAAGUGAUCGUUGACGCGCUGCCUUACAUUGAUCAAGGCUAUGACGAGCCUGGAAUUCGUGAAGCCGUCAUGACGAUGGUUGAGGAAGAGACAAGGCGAUACAGACCUACAAAAAAUUACCUAGAACAUUUGCCGCAGCUGUCACUGCAUCAGUUCGAGACUGAAAUUAUGAAGACGGAGUUUGAGCGUCUUCAGUCAAGAUUGCCUAUGGAGAUGAUGAGCAUGAAACGAUACGAGCUUCCACAGCCACCUGCGGGAAAAACAACAGACGUUGCAUCAUGGGCUGAGUGCGUCGACAACUCAUCGGCGCAGUUGGAACAUCAAGCCACCCGUAUCGCCAACUUGGAGCUGAUGGCCCGAUACGGCUCCGAGUCCUGGAAGGCCUACAAUGCAGCUCUUGUUCGCAUACUCCACCAGCUCCAGCGGCAACUGCAAGAAUUGCGGAAAGAGAUCCAGGAGGUGAACUGGCAGCGGAAGACAACUCAAACAGAGGCGGGUGAGAAGCUGAAGCAUCUGGAAGCAAGCUGGGUCAGCCUGGUGAGUAAGAACUUUGAAAUUGAACGAGCUUGCGUGGAGCUGGAGAAAGAGAUAGCCGGCCUGGAAUCUGACUAUGACCUAAAGAGGAAAGCUCUUCAGAACCAGCAAGCGGUGGAACGGAGCGAGCCUGCAAACACAAGCGAUGGCCAGAACAAAGAGCAGCCAAAGGAAGAGGAGGAGGAGAAGAUGGACACAGCUGGACAACCCGAGUCCACUGAAGAGACCCCACCUGAUGUAACAGGGGUUGACUGAUUCCGUUUGUUGACUGUAUGUUAUGAUCCCUGUAAUAAACAGCACCGUCGUUCACUUCUGUA
Messenger RNA from Dermacentor andersoni, 892 nucleotides. RefSeq names its product BCAS2 pre-mRNA processing factor (gene BCAS2). The record is from RefSeq and is a predicted model, not a curated record. Gene Ontology annotation, cellular component: precatalytic spliceosome; Prp19 complex; catalytic step 2 spliceosome. Lineage: Eukaryota; Metazoa; Arthropoda; Arachnida; Ixodida; Ixodidae. Gene Ontology annotation, biological process: mRNA processing.